ACCGCAACCAAACGCACCAAUCCCGGCGACUGGUGGUGGGUCGUCGUCUUCCCCCACCGCCAUCCUGACUAAAUUACCAAAACACCCUUGUCAUUAUAAGUAAUGCCAACGGCAUUUUUAUUUAAAGGACCGUACGUGUCAAGAUACCAAUCAUUUCCUCCGCCGCUUCUCUCUCCUCCUCCUCUUCCUCAUCUCGGAGUACUCAUCACGCCCAAAAGUCGACCCACAAACAGUAAUAACACUACCAGUAGGAAAAGUGUUGUCAUUAGGGCCAUGCCUGGUUCUUCUUCAUCGCCUGAAAUCGAGAACAAUGGCGCUUUGCGUAAGUUCAAGCUGAACGAGUCGUCUUUCCUCGCUUCUCUCAUGCCGAAAAAAGAAAUCGGCGCUGACCGAUUCAUCGAAGCUCAUCCGGAGUUUGAUGGCCGCGGUGUUGUUAUUGCAAUCUUUGAUUCUGGUGUUGAUCCGGCUGCUGCUGGAUUACAGGUGACCUCGGAUGGGAAGCCAAAAGUCCUAGAUGUUAUUGAUUGCACUGGGAGUGGUGAUAUUGAUGUGGCAACUGUUGUGAAGGCCGAUGCAAAUGGUUGUAUUCAUGGAGCAUCAGGGGCAUCUCUUAUUAUAAAUCCUUCUUGGAAGAAUCCUUCUGGGGACUGGCAUGUGGGAUAUAAAUUAAUAUAUGAGCUUCUCACAGACACACUGAUAUCUCGUUUGAAGAAAGAAAGAAAGAAGAAGUGGGAUGAGAAGAAUCAGGAAGCAAUAGCUGAGGCUGUGAAGCAGGUUGAAGAGUUCGACCAGAAGCAAAGAAAGGUUGAUGAGAUGAAAUUGAAAAGGAUUCGUGAAGACCUACAGGAUAGAGUUGAUUAUUUGAAGAAGCAAGCAGAAAGCUAUGAUGACAAGGGGCCCGUUAUUGAUGCUGUUGUAUGGCAUGAUGGAGAGGUGUGGAGGGUUGCUCUUGACACACAGAGUCUUGAGGAUGACCCCAAGUGUGGGAGACUUGCUGAUUUUGUUCCUCUAACUAAUUACAAGAUUGAACGGAAGUAUGGUAUCUUUAGCAAGUUAGAUGCUUGCACGUUUGUUGCCAAUGUUUAUAAUGAAGGUACUAUCUUGAGUAUCGUUACUGACAGCUCCCCACAUGGCACUCAUGUUGCUGGUAUUGCCACUGCCUUCCACCCUAAGGAACCAUUGCUCAAUGGAGUUGCUCCUGGAGCACAGGUGAUUUCAUGUAAGAUCGGAGACUCACGCUUAGGUUCAAUGGAAACUGGAACAGGCCUGACACGUGCACUAAUUGCCGUUGUGGAGCACAAAUGUGAUCUAAUCAACAUGAGUUAUGGAGAAUCCACGAUGUUGCCGGACUAUGGCCGCUUUGUGGAGCUUGUUGAUGAGGUGGUAAACAAAUACCGUGUAGUAUUUGUUAGCAGUGCUGGCAACAAUGGGCCUGCAUUGACCACUGUGGGGGCGCCUGGGGGUACCACAUCAAGCAUAAUAGGAGUUGGUGCUUAUGUCUCUCCUGCUAUGGCUGCUGGAGCUCAUGCUUUAGUUGAGGCUCCUCCUGAAGGGCUCGAGUACACUUGGUCUAGUCGAGGACCCACUGCUGAUGGGGAUCUUGGUGUGUAUGUAAGUGCUCCUGGUGGGGCUGUGGCGCCUGUUCCUACAUGGACUCUCCAGCGGCGCAUGCUUAUGAAUGGUACAUCCAUGUCUUCCCCAUCUGCAUGUGGUGGAGUUGCUCUGGUCAUCAGUGCAAUGAAGGCUGAGGGGAUUCAGGUGAGUCCGUAUAGCGUGAGGAAGGCUCUUGAGAACACUUGUACUCCGAUUGGCUGUUUGCCAGAAGAUAAACUAUCUAAUGGAGAAGGCCUUCUUCAAAUUGACAAGGCUUUCGAGUAUGCCAAAAAAUCAGCUGAUUUGCCAUGCGUUUGGUACAAGAUAAAGAUCAGUCAGGCAGGAAAAUCAACAACAACAUUGCGAGGCAUAUACCUAAGAGAGGCUAGCUAUUGCAAUCAAUCUACCGAGUGGACAGUGCAAGUUGAACCACAAUUCCACGAAGGCACAAGUAAUUUAGAACAAUUGGUCCCAUUUGAAGAGUGUAUCGAGUUACAUUCUAGUGGAAAGGAAGUAGUGAGAGCUCCAGAGUAUCUUCUUCUGACUUAUAAUGGGCGUAGCUUCAAUGUGGUCGUGGAUCCUACAAAGCUUAGUGAUGGUUUACAUUAUUUUGAAGUGUAUGGGAUAGACUGCAGAGCCCCAUGGCGUGGUCCUCUUUUUCGAAUUCCAAUUACUAUAACGAAGCCAAAAGUUGUGGAAACUCGGCCACCUCUGGUUACAUUUUCUGGACUAUCUUUUCAGCCAGGCCAUAUCAUACGCAAAUACAUUGAGGUCCCAUAUGGGGCUAGCUGGGUUGAGGCAACCAUGCGUACGUCAGGGUUCGACACGGCUAGAAGAUUUUACAUUGACACUGUCCAGCUCUCUCCAUUACGGAGGCCUAUCAAGUGGGAAAGUGUUGCAAUAUUUUCUUCUCCAUCUACGAAGAGCUUUACCUUUUCCGUGGAGGGUGGCCGGACAAUGGAAUUAGCAAUAGCUCAAUUCUGGUCUAGUGGUGUAGGAAGCCAUGAAACUGCUGUUGUUGACUUUGAGAUUGCAUUCCAUGGGAUAGACGUUAGCAAAGAUGAAGUGAUCCUUGAUGGAAGUGAAGCACCUGUUAGAAUCGAAGCCCAAGCUUUAUUAUCAUCUGAGAAACUUGCUCCUACCGCGAAGCUAAACAAGAUUAGAGUCCCGUAUCGUCCUACUGAUGUGAAAUUAAGUGCUCUUUCAGCGGAUCGAGAUAAAUUACCCUCUGGCAAACAGAUACUUGCAUUGACGUUGACUUACAAGUUCAAGUUGGAAGAUGGAGCGGAAGUAAAACCUCAGAUUCCCUUGCUUAACAAUCGUAUCUACGAUAACAAGUUUGAAUCCCAGUUUUAUAUGAUUUCAGAUUCAAACAAGCGUGUAUAUGCGAUGGGUGAUGUCUACCCGGAUUCCGCAAAAUUGCCCAAGGGUGAAUACACUUUGCAACUGCACUUGAGGCAUGAGAACAUGCAGUAUUUGGAGAAAUUGAAGCAAUUAGUGUUAUUCAUUGAAAGAAAAUUGGAGAAGGUAGAGGCUGUGCAAUUGAGCUUUUAUAAUCAACCGGAUGGUCCAGUCACCGGUAACGGAAGCUUCAAAUCAUCAACUUUAGACCCUGGAUCAAAAGAAGCAUUUUACGUUGGACCACCAACUAAGGAGAAGAUUCCUAAGAAUUCUCCAGAAGGAUCUGUACUGCUUGGAGCAAUCUCAUAUGGAAAGCCAUCGGCUGAGGUUGUAGAUCAGGGAAAUGACCCUGAAAAGAAUCCAGUAUCAUAUGUGAUAUCUUAUCAAGUGCCACCACCUAAGCUUGAUGAGGAUAAGGGUAAGAGUUCUGCUGCUACGAAGUCCACAAAAAGUGUCUCAGAACGUUUAGAGGAAGAGGUGCGUGACGUCAAGAUAAAGGUUCUUGCAAGCCUCAAACAAGAUACAGAAGACGAACGGGAAGAAUGGAAAAAAUUAUCCAUCUCACUCAAGUUGGAAUAUCCAAAAUACACUCCAUUGCUGGCCCAAAUAUUGGAGGGACUUGUAUCUCAGGAAGUAGAAGAUAAAAUACACCAUUAUGAAGAGAUAAUUGCUGCAGCAGAUGAGGUAGUUGAUAGUAUUGACAGAGAUGAGUUAGCAAGAUUUUUGUCUGUCAAAGGUGAUCCUGAUGAGGAAGAAUUUGAGAAAACCAAGAAGAAGAUGGAGAAAACACGUGAUCUACUGGUUGAAGCACUAUACCAGAAAGGUUUAGCUUUAGUGGAACUUGCAUCACUCAAGGGUGAGAUGGCAGUGUUGGCAGCAAACUUAGGUGCAGAAGUUGUGGAUAAACCUGAUGGUGAAUCUUCUCCAGAUCUGUUUGAAGAGACUUUCAAAGAGGUGCAGAAAUGGGCAGAUCCCAAAUCACGUAAAUAUGGCACUCUUUUGAUGAUACGUGAACGACACAAUGGAAGGCUUGGUACUGCACUCAAGGUGGUGAAUGAGAUGAUCCAAGAAGAAGGUGAUCCCCCAAAGAAGCAGCUUUAUGAAGAAAGGGUAUCGGUACUUGAAGAAAUUGGAUGGGGGCAUCUGGUGACGUAUGAGAAACAGUGGAUGCUUGUACGCUUUCCGCCAAGCUUACCUCUAUUCUAAACUAGAUGAGACUUCAAUAAGUUGCAUCUUAAUGUCUGUUUCAUGAUACACAGAUUAAUGGUUGGUAAGAUUCACCUCAAUUUGCUAUCUUUGAUUUUCUUUUUACUUGCAUCUAUUUGAUAGUUAGAUGCAUGAUCAUUUACGAGCCUAAUAAGUCAUACAAACUUGCAAACCGAUUUCCUUGUAGUGUUUAUAGAAUAUUGUUUUAUACAUGAAACAUUUGGGAUU
Messenger RNA from Cynara cardunculus var. scolymus (artichoke), 4428 nucleotides. RefSeq names its product tripeptidyl-peptidase 2. Gene Ontology annotation, molecular function: tripeptidyl-peptidase activity; serine-type endopeptidase activity. Gene Ontology annotation, cellular component: cytosol. Lineage: Eukaryota; Viridiplantae; Streptophyta; Magnoliopsida; Asterales; Asteraceae. Gene Ontology annotation, biological process: proteolysis. The coding region runs from base 103 to 4200 and encodes 1365 amino acids. The transcript has 34 exons. The record is from RefSeq and is a predicted model, not a curated record.